GAGAUAGCGGAGGUGAAAGGGCGCUUGGCGCUCCUCCACGGGCUUGGGUCAAUCGUUAAUCUGUGAGGGAUUGCUCUCCACUCCUGCAGGUAACUCCCCGCAGCUCCCACCCUGCACAAAACCAGCAGCCCCAGGAGCGGGGUGGAGCUGCAGCGCUGCGAGCGGAGCUCCUCGCAGGGCCAUGGGAACGUGAGCACACAGGAGGGAACUGGGCGAGAAGCCGCGAGCCCUGGGUAGGUGACAGCUGGCCCCCACCAUGGUGUCCAUGGGGCUGCAGCUGCUGGGCUACACUGUGGCCUUCCUGGGCUACAUCGGCACGCUGACAGCCACGCUGCUGCCCAGCUGGAAGACCAGCUCCUACAUCGGCUCCAGCAUUGUGACAGCCGUGAGCUUCACCAAGGGGCUGUGGAUGGAGUGCGCCACGUACAGCACGGGCAUCACCCAGUGUGACAUCUACAGCUCCCUGCUCAACCUGCCGGCCGACAUCCAGGCAGCCCAAGCCCUGAUGGUGAGCUCCUGCGCCGUGUCCUCCCUCGCCUGCCUCCUCACCAUCGUGGGCAUGAGGUGCACUGUCUUCAACCAGGGCUCACCGGGCAAGGACCGGGUGGCUGUGGCGGGUGGCGUGGUCUUCAUCCUCGGGGGGCUGCUCUGCUUCAUCCCGCUGGUGUGGAACAUCCACGUGGUGCUGCGGGAUUUCCGCAACCCCGUGCUCCCCGACAGCAUGAAGUUCGAACUCGGGGAGGCUCUUUACCUGGGCAUCAUCUCCUCCCUCCUCUCCCUCGUCGGUGGCUUCAUCCUCUGCACCUCCUGCCCUGCCCGGGACCCAGCAGCCACCUACACCUACCAGCCUCAGCUGCUGGUGAGCAAGAGCCCCCAACCCUCUGUCAACCAGGUGCAGAAGCCCAAGAGUGAGGUCAACUCCUACAACCUGACGGGAUAUGUGUAGUGGCUGCAGAUGGGAACCAGGCUGGCACCUCUCCCCUGGGUUGGCACCGAGGGAGCGCGGUAAGAGGAGAGGACACGGCGGCAUCACCCGUGCUCAGCCCUCUCACGUGCUGGGGGGGGUCGACCCUACUCUCUCCCUGGGGAUCCUGAGAGCCUUGUGACUGCUUAGAGAUCCCAGCUGGUGGCUUAUGUUUUUGAAGGACCCUGAAUCCAGCUUCUGUUUCCUGCUCCAUGCUGCCAGCCCACAGGCAGCCCCUGGCACAGCAGGACCCCAGCCUGCAGCCCCAAUGAACCUAUCUGUAUGGGAGGGGUGGGCUUGUGGCCCCAGGGACCAGCCCCCUGGCCAUGGAGGCAUCACAGCAGGGUCAAGGGCAUCAUGGAGUCACUGCUGGGGGGGUUGAGUGCUGGUUGCAAACCGAUGUCGCAAUAAAUUUGUCUUUCUAGCCA
Messenger RNA from Neopelma chrysocephalum (saffron-crested tyrant-manakin), 1392 nucleotides. It is a transcript of the gene CLDN2, whose product is annotated as claudin 2. Gene Ontology annotation, cellular component: plasma membrane; bicellular tight junction. The record is from RefSeq and is a predicted model, not a curated record. Gene Ontology annotation, molecular function: structural molecule activity. NCBI's taxonomy places the organism in Eukaryota, Metazoa, Chordata, Aves, Passeriformes, Pipridae. The coding region runs from base 257 to 946 and encodes 229 amino acids. The transcript has a single exon. Gene Ontology annotation, biological process: bicellular tight junction assembly; calcium-independent cell-cell adhesion.